Silurus meridionalis is the source of this 1519-nucleotide messenger RNA. RefSeq lists its product as uncharacterized. The coding region runs from base 55 to 945 and encodes 296 amino acids. The record is from RefSeq and is a predicted model, not a curated record. The transcript has 5 exons. NCBI's taxonomy places the organism in Eukaryota, Metazoa, Chordata, Actinopteri, Siluriformes, Siluridae. Gene Ontology annotation, biological process: regulation of apoptotic process.
ACAAAGCAUGCUCAGAAACACCAACACUCAGCAGACAGAACAGUUCAGGUUAUCAUGUAUCCAGAAAUGAGCAUGGCAGGUCCUCAAGAUUUGGUAAUGAGAUGUAUGGAUGAUCUGGUUGAGAGUGUGAACGAAACACGGCGGAUAUGUAGAGGAUUGAUGAACCAGGGUCUACUGAAUGAGGACAAAUAUAGGAUCAUUGCAGCAGCUCCAAGCUCCCAGGAUAAAAUGAAGCAGAUCUUUCAUGCUUUGUCUAGCAAAGGACAACAGGGGAGAGAUGCCCUUUACAGACUACUACAAGAACAUGAGCCUGAGCUUACCUUGCAGAUUGAGCAUGCUCUAUAUGUGCAAGCAGUGAAACAGAAGCUCAUUCAAUCAGUAAAGCAAGUGGAGCCAGUGGCCAACCUAAUGUUCUCCCAGGACCUGAUCACAGAAGAAGAAUACUUCCAGGUGUGUGAAAAUGAAGGAAGCGAGGCCAGGAUGCUCACCAUGUUUACAGUUUUGGAGCAGCAUGGGGUGAAAGUGACUGAUGGGUUCUACAACUCACUUUUCUACUGUGAGCCUUUACUUUACCGUGAGCUAGAAAAAGACAGGGUGCUUCAGAUGUGUGAAUUGAACAAAGAAAAUCUAAUACAUAAGGAAAAUCUAGAAGAAAGGUGGAGAGAGCUGAAACUCAAAGAAAAGCAAGUGGAAAAAGAGAAGGAGGAGCUGAGGAGAGAGUGGGACCUUGUUAAAAAACAAAAAGCUGAGAUGGAUCAGGAGAGGAAGCAGAUCUUUGAAUUGAAAAAAGAACUCAAAAUAUUAUGGAGAAAUUUGGAUGAAACAAAGGAGGAUGAAAAUUCUCACUUUCUCACCGAAAGAGAAGAGCAAAGAAAGACAGAACAAUGGGAACAACUGAACAACAACAGCUACACUAAAAAUGCAAACAAAAACUUGUUCAACUGAACUCUGUAUAACUCUUUAAUGAAGUAACCAUAGCAAGCCCUUUCAUAAUCUGUAUAUGACUGGCAAUAUGAUAAUUUUUUAAUAACACAUAUCAAACAUUUCUAUAAAAAAUCUAAAUGCUGUGUAUAAAUUAUCUGCAUUUGGUCAUCAUAAUUAUACUAUAGCUAUAAAGAAGGUAUACAUAAAGAAGUAAUAAAAAUGUGGCCUUUGAUUGGUGCCUACUCAAUAGUUUGCCCUGACUUGAUAAGAUGAGAAAAUUUGUCCAUAUGGAAGAAUGUGUAUAUAUGUGGGUGUGUAUAUAUAUAUAUAUAUAUAUAUAUAUAUAUAUAUAUAUAUAUAUAUAUAUAUAUAUAUAUAUAUAUAUAUACAUAUAUUUAAUAAUAUAAAUAUUUCAUUUUGGGUUUUUUUAUGCACACAAUAGAAUGAUCUCUCCACUUAGAGAGAUACAUUUUAUUGCAAAUUUUACAAAUGUAAUUGUCUAAUUUGAUUGUCUUAAGAUUAAAAAAAGAACUGAUAUUUUUUGCACCUGAACUUUUCUGUAAAAUAUUGUCAAAACAUUAAAAAAAUGAACCUA